Messenger RNA from Batrachochytrium dendrobatidis JAM81, 1776 nucleotides. RefSeq lists its product as uncharacterized. The record is from RefSeq and is a predicted model, not a curated record. The transcript is spliced from 2 exons. Bases 1 to 1776 code for a protein of 591 amino acids. NCBI's taxonomy places the organism in Eukaryota, Fungi, Chytridiomycota, Chytridiomycetes, Rhizophydiales.
AUGGAAAAUAAACAUUUCUACAUUCAAUAUCUUGACAAUCAGCCAGUCAGGAUUGAUAUUUAUAUCAAUAAUGAAAGGACUGCUUUGCGGUCUUUUCCACUUGAUAGUGUUGGUGACCUGGUUGUAGCAAUCAAGCAAACACUUCCAUCGAAACUUGGUGCUAUAGACCCUGACAAGCUCACCAUCCAUUAUGUGGUCGAUGGUCCAGCCAUUGCUGGGAAUACUCUGUUGACCUCCAUUCAGGAACCAGUUGGUUCUUACGACCAUUCACUUGUCAUCAAAUCAAAAAAUGAUUCUGGUCAAAGUCUUGUUAAUCGUCUUACAGUAGACGGUAAAGCACAAAAUUCGAUGCUGCCAUUUAAGCUUUCUCGCAAUCCUCUUGCUUAUCUAAAUGUUCAAUAUGUCCGGUUUGGUUAUUGUAAAUACCUUGCCGAUACGUUGGGCGUACAAUUGAACUUUGAUAAUCUCCCUCAUCGUGAUUAUGAUGUGAACUCUGAUUUUUUUCGUCAGAUAAUGGGAGCGCUUCUUAAAAAGGGGAUUAAGCGUGUGGUAUUUGAUGAAUCACAAAGACACCUUGGACUCAUUGAAUUCAUUGUCAAGGAAGGUGCUAAACGACCUCACUUUAUAAUAACGGGAACUCCUCCUCAUGGAAAAAACGCAAUUGAUUACGGAGGCAGCGCUUCAGCAAGAAUGGCAGGGGUCAAUUUAUCGGAUCUAAGACCUCCGGAAGUUAAACAACUGAUACGAGCUAUACUCCAAAUUGACGACUUCUUUGCAAAAGACAUGCUUGCUCAAUUGGAUGACGAUACCAGAUCCAAAAUUGCUCUUGGCGAGAAAUUUCCACAGGAUUUACUACAUAAGUGUAUCGAUGAAGCCAGAACAGCUCUUCGGGAAAGAGGCAUCAGUGCUGAUUUACUCAACGCGAUUCCAACAACUGGUGUCAACAGGAUGGCUAUUCAGCAAGAUCUUCAAAAAGAUGUUUCUCAACUGGUGAGACGAGGACUCUUGAAAGAGAUUCCGUAUUUCUCAAGCUCUAAGGAAUUUCGAAUUUGUUGGACUGACUACAACGAAGGACCUAACAUUGUUGAAAAAUCUUGGGCUCGAUGCCGGGGGUACGCAAUGGAAAAUAUUAUUUGUAGCUUUGUAGGAGAGGCUCUUUUUCGUAAACUUGGAAAUAUUCUUAACCUCCCGAGUAAUCGCUAUGAAUUAUAUGAAUAUUUUUACGAUGGAACUGAUGCCGAUAUACUUCUUCGUGAAAGGACACCUUCUUUGGGUGAUAUUGACAAAACUUGGAAGCGGCAUUGGGUUGUUUUUAACAUCAAAACCAGCAGUGAUGCUCUCUUGAAUACUGAUUCCGUGCAAAAGUUCUCUAGGUUGUGCGAAGCUAUUUCUAGGAAGGAAAAUGACCUUUUGGAUAAGUGUUCAUUGAUUCUCGUGGCUGCUCAAAUAGAUGAAGCAACAAAAGAAAAGUUGCUGGUAACCUGGAAAGACUUUGAUGUUCUCGGUGUCUACGAUUUGGAUUAUUUAUUUAGCAACGUACCUGAACCCGCUGUCAAAACUAAGCAUAAUUUGCUUGUAGUCGAACGAACGAUUGAAAAGGAAAUAAUUGAAAAGACGCAACACGAUACGAUUUCUUUGUCUGGUAGAUAUCGAUGCGGCAAGACUACUUUUUUGAAAGAAUGUUAUGGCGAAGAUAAUGGUUGUAUUUUUGUUGAACUUCCGGAAUCCAAGAUACAACCGCUUUCCUUGGAAUUGAAACGAAUUGAAUGUAAUUAA